This is a messenger RNA of Misgurnus anguillicaudatus (oriental weatherfish), 4141 nucleotides long. RefSeq names its product ST8 alpha-N-acetyl-neuraminide alpha-2,8-sialyltransferase 1 (gene st8sia1). The record is from RefSeq and is a predicted model, not a curated record. NCBI's taxonomy places the organism in Eukaryota, Metazoa, Chordata, Actinopteri, Cypriniformes, Cobitidae. Gene Ontology annotation, molecular function: alpha-N-acetylneuraminate alpha-2,8-sialyltransferase activity. Gene Ontology annotation, biological process: oligosaccharide metabolic process; N-glycan processing.
CGUGUGUUAAAGCAUUAAGAAAUUGAGCUUUGUCUCUUAGUCAGAAGAUUACACCGGAGGUGCAUGGCCAGAUAUAGAGGGAAGGCCCUAAAUUUUAAUUUGCAUAACGGAACGUGAUGAUGGUGAUGUGGCGAUAAAGUGCAGGGAUCAGAUAUGAUGGGGAGCUCAUGAGGACGAGAUACAUCCGUGGGGAGAUCAUCUCUGGAUUCAGAUUUAAAAUCCGGGAGAUUUCUCUAUCAGGACCACACCGAACGAUGCAUGGCGACCGCAUCAACAAUUUCAUAUUAUAAGGCGACAUUUAAUCCGAUCCUACACACCGGCUAACCAGGAGGGAAUGUAAAAGGAGGCUUUUGAUGAAUGGAAUUCUAGGACUGAUGCGUCUCUGUUGGCCUCUCUUACAGAGCGCAUACUGGAAAGAGGAGGAUAGCGGUAUUUCAAGGGUUCGUGUUUGCUCAUAAUGUCGGUGACACAGAAAUAAAAGCGUGUCGGACGCGAACACGUGUUUUUGGACUUGCUGUUUGAGAUUUAGUUUGAACAGAUCGGCGGAAUGAUGUCUUUAAGGUGUCACCGGAGUAAGUCGGUAUGGGCUACUCUGGGCGUGCUGGCGUUGUGCUGGCUCUACAUCUUUCCAGUGUACAGGAUACCUAGCGACAAAGAGAUGGUGGAUGAGGUUCUGCGGCAGGGACAAACAUGGACCAGAAACCAAACGGGAAUUGAGCUGUACAGGAAGCUGCUUACGGAAUGCUGUGACCCAAAGAGGAUGUUUAUUGUGACUAAAGAGAACUCGCCAAUUGGGAAGGUCCUGUGGUAUGAUGGAGAAUUGUACCAUUACCAUACGGUCAACAAUGAGACGUACCCCUUCUUUGUUCAGGAUACACCACUGCAGCUUCCACUAAAGAAGUGUGCGGUGGUGGGCAACGGUGGGGUCUUGAAACACAGCGACUGUGGAAAAGAAAUUGACCAGGCUGACUUUAUCAUGAGAUGUAACCUUCCUCCAUUGUCCGAAAAGUACACUGCUGACGUAGGUACCAGAACACACCUAGUGACUGCUAAUCCUAGCAUCAUUGAAAAGAGCUUUCAGAAUCUCCUCUGGUCCCGCAAAGCCUUCGUAGAUAGCAUGAAGGUGUACGGUUCCAGCUACAUCUACAUGCCUGCGUUCUCCAUGAAGCCCGGUACUGACCCCUCCCUCCGGGCAUACCACACCCUUGCGGACUUCGCCACCAAUCAGACUGUUCUCUUCGCCAACCCAGACUUCCUCAAAAACGUCGGGCGAUUUUGGAAAAAUCGUGGCGUCCAUGGCAAACGCCUCUCAACCGGGCUGUUCCUGGUGAGUCUUGCGCUUGGGUUAUGCGAAGAGGUGACCGCUUACGGUUUCUGGCCGUUUUCAGUAGGCCUUGACGAGCGACCGGUCAGCCAUCACUAUUAUGACAACAUCCUCCCAUCCUCUGGAUUUCACGCCAUGCCUGAGGAGUUCCUGCAGCUUUGGCACUUGCACAAGACCGGCACGCUGCGUAUGCGUGUGGGCCAUUGUUCAAAAGCGGGGGAGUAGCAAGAAGAGGAGGAAAUAGGAAUAGAAGCGUUGCCAGGGGCAACUCCCUUUAUUCUCGCAGGAAUAGGAUGGCCAUCUUUCCCUGUGAUUAGCAUGAGAAUACUGUGAGUUGUCAUGUGACGCCCCACCCCCAAAGCUGGGCUUUUUUCAAUGCUUGACCCCCUUGUAUGUAGUCCACAACCUACCCGUUAUUGCCAAGGGACUCACUUGCAUGUAUACCCAUCCUCAUGUAUGUGCUCAAUGGGGGUUUGUUGCAUCUUUCAGUAAAGCUGGUGGGGGCUCAGGUGUCCCAUUUAAACUACAUCCACCAACAGUAUAGACCAUUAAACCCAGGGGCUAGUCCUUUACUUAAUGUAAAGAUGGUUUGGGGGAGGGUCUCUUCUUCUAGAUAUGUCUUAAAGAGGAAAUGAGAACAAUGCGGUGACCAUUUCAUGUGUAUUUAUCUUGAGUGCAAAUAAUGAAUCAUGUGAAAAUCAGUCUAAGAGCGUUCAUAUCUACACAGCCUGGAAAAGGGAAUUUCAGCCGGGAAUUGAAUGUGAAUGGCAUACAGCUGUAAUUUGCAGAUUAUAUUUUAAGGCUUCGGUUUGUGUUGUCGCCGUGUGUUUUUUACAGUUAUUUAAAGGAAAGUAUACUGUGAAAUGCAUUGAUUUGUAUUGCAUUUUAUACAUGCAUCAGAAGUUUGACAGCUCCCACGCAAUGCAAAUAUUUGCAUUUGUGCAUUUGGCAGACGCUUUUAUCCAAAGCGACUUAUAGGUGCAUUAUGUAUUACAUUACAUCAGAAUGUUGAGUGGGAUUGAACCUUUGUGUUGCAAGCACACAAAAACCUAGAAGACGAAACCUACAGGAACAUUUUCAGGAUAAACAAAGCAGAUGGGAUUUCUUAAAGACAAUAGGAAGAAUGAGUAACUUCCUGUGCCAUUGGAAGAGCUGUGAAGACCUUUGGAUACUUAGUUGCUGCUCUUCUCAAUCAUAUGAAGGCACGAUUGUGGAAUUAGCCCUUGUGACAAGAUUAAAGGGACACCAUGAAAGCUUGUUUUUUUUGGUAUUUUUGCUUGCUAAGGUGCUGGACACCUGUUCCAUGUAUAUAAUCGAUCGCUGAUUUCAUUACCAUAAGUAUUGUGUUUUUGAAUGUAAUGGCAGCCUUUCUAUUAUUCUGCUCAGUAACUUUUUUUUUGCAUUGUAAUAUUGUUUUGUUCAAUUGCACACAAGGGUUUUAAUCUUGUAUCGUAGGUGCUAUAGAUGUCAAAUAUUCACUCAAACUAGUUUCAACUUGCUUUUUUAUCACAAAAUAUUUAGAUACACGAGUGUUAGAAAAGAUGUAACACGUUUGAGGCCGGAACAUGCACUACGCAAGUACGCACAUUUUAAAUUUGGACAGUGCAUUACAUUAAGUGUACAGUCGUUUUAUUUAUUUAGUGUGCAUGCUUGUGUUACUGUGACGCAACAAACUUCAGUAUUGAUUAUUGUUACACAGGAAAUUAGUUCAAAUAUUUGUGCCAUUAAACCAAAUGUUACUUUUAUUUAAGUAGCUGUAAACAUGUUGACAUGCAACAACGCAUGCAAUGAGCUCAUGUUGCCAGAACAGUUUGUGUUGCGUACUUGUGUAGGGUUUUUUUUUUUGGCAGUAUUGUAUUUACAUCAACAAAACCCCUGUAUUUGGAUUUUUCAUUGGCCGAGUAUUACCAUGAACACGUUUUUACACUUCUUAAGCGCGUGCCUUUUGAUAAAAAAAAAACAAAGGCUAAGGAUUGGUUUUUACUGAGUGUAAGGAUAAUUUAUUAUUUUUCUUUGCCUUCAAAUUCUUAACAUCACAUUGUUUGUUUAUAUGAGGGAUUUUAUGAUGUAUUACUUACUUAUGUGGAAAGACUUCUGAUUUAUUAUGACGAAUGAAGUGCAAAUUUUGAAAGUGGGUGUUGAAAUGUCUAAGCAUGCUGUAUGAGAAGGACCAAUUUAUAGUUGUUUAUGUACUAUUUUAACUUAAUUGCCAAAAACUCCAUUUUGUUUUGUACACGAGUAUGUAGGAGCUGGCAUUAUUUAUUUAUUUGCACCUUCGUGCUGUUCAGUAUUGUGAAUGAGUGAGGUCGUAGUUUGUAUGUAGGCAUGCACGACUGUGAUGUGUAAUUGGUUUUUGAAACUGAUUUUGAGUUUUAAACUCGCCAACUGUUUUUGCCAAGUCUUGCCCUUUGAGUUUUGAGCCAUACAGUAUGAAGGUUAUGUUCCCUGCUAAAACUGAGCUUACCUCAAAUGUACUUUACACUGUUAACUCCAUCAAUGAAGCUCAAAAGAGCUCGAAUCUUAGAAAAUUGUAUGUUUUACUCCAAAAAGGGUCCUAAUACGCCCAUUUUCUUUGCUCAGGCGGUUAGGUGAUGGAUUUACUUGAGCGCAUGUCACAAUUUACUAACAGUAAACAGGAACCGGGCCGUUGUUUCUGUGCCAACUGGGUUAUGCAAAUAAAGGGAAAAAAAUGAACAUUUUGUGUUAAAAGUGAACAAAAUACUUUCAAAUAAUAAAAACCAGUGUCAACUAGUCUGCUGCAGUAUGUAUUGUGUGAAUUGUAAUUCAGAAUGACAUUAAAUUUGUUUGAAUUAUGUA